Molecule: messenger RNA, 7620 nt
Organism: Lymnaea stagnalis (great pond snail)
Lineage: Eukaryota; Metazoa; Mollusca; Gastropoda; Lymnaeidae
Source: the annotation of a GenBank genome assembly
CAGAGUUCAGUAUGUGGUAAAAUUAUGGAACAAUUGGGCCAACAGUCUGUCCUUGAGCAUAAUCGAAGAGUAACUAUUAUAAGUCAAGACAGCUUCUAUCGAGACCUCACUCCAGAAGAACACAAACGCGCUGACAAAGGAGGAUAUAAUUUUGAUCAUCCUGGUAAUUUCUUUUACUCCAUCUCGGGUCCGACCUUGCCGCCGAGUGUUUACAUUUUAUUUGGGACUUAAAUGCAUUAAGAAAAGUUAGUUCAGAGAAAGAAAAAUCAUCUGGCGACAUAUGGAUGAUACAAAAGGAUUCUAGUGCUGGGGAGCCAGCAAAGAAUUUUGUGUGGGAUUAUGUCAUCAGCUUCAGGUUGUUCUCCACUGUGGAUAGAAAUAGAUUGAUGAAUAGUAUCACGUAUUUUCCCAGACAUGUUUUCAAUGUUUAUGUUUAGCUUGAGACCGUUGCUUCAAGACGUAAGUGUUUAAGUCUAUUGCAAGACAACAAGCUCAGAAAUACCUUGAUAAUAAUAAUAAAGUUCAUUUGGAAAUCACGCUUCAUCCCCAAAGGCUCGAAGUGCGGUACAAAGCCAACCAUAAAAGAAAAAUGAAAAAAAUCUAUAUUUUACCACAUUGAAAUACAAAACGCAACAUUACAAAAACUACAUACGAGAAUACCCAUUCUAAGUCUUUCAUCCCUUGCAAACAUAAGCAACACAGGCAAAUCUAGGAGAUAAUAGCUAGCUGGAAAAGAUGGUAGACACCAUCACCCCAGCAGGUGUUUGCAAAAUAGAUGUGUUUUCAAUUUUGUUUUGAAAGACUCCAGUGUCUGACUGUUUCUGAGAGCGUCAGGAAGUUCGUUCUUGAUAUACUAUGUUAUUUAUAUGGAAAAAUUACCCCUGGGUAAUUUAUCUAAAAAAUUACCUAUCUAAAAAAUUAACCAUUGAGUGAGACAGCAAAGAACCUUAACACUUUCUUACUAUUGAGCUUUUUUAUCAAAUCUUUCACAGACGCCUUUGACGUAGAAUUGAUGCGUAACACUCUGCUUGAUGUAAAAGCUGGCAAAAAAGUAGAACUGCCUAAGUGGGAUUAUGUUGCUCAUAAAAGGUAGUCUUUCAAUAGUUUAAACAUAUCAUUAGAUUAGACGUAUUCAUUUAGGUAAUCUUUCAAUAAUUUAAACUUAUCAUUAUAUUAGACGUAUUCAUUUAGGUAAUCUUUCAAUAGUUUAAACUUAUCAUUAGAUUACACCCAUUCAUUUAGGAAUAAUAAUUUCCUUGGAUUAUUAUUUAAAUUAAAAGAGGCUCUAUUUACAAUGCAAAUGUUUUUGAAUGAUUUGUUGAUGAUAUUACCUAAGAAAAUAGCACACUACUUUAAACAAAAAUUCUGCUUAAUUUCAUUUUUAAAAAUGUAUUGCGGCUUUUUUACCUUACCACUAGUCAUUCAGGCUUUCAAUUUGAUGGCUUCUAAACCGUAGCACUAAUUAUUCAGGCCGUCAUUUUCCCGCAGUUGAUGUCUUUGGGCAGGUUUAAAUUUAGGAAUGGGUUUCCAAUCAAAGUAAAAAACUAAUCAAUGUAAACUUUGAUUUUAGUCCUUUUAUCGAAUUCCCUUACCGGGAUUUUUAAAAAAACGAAUAAAAUAUUUUAAAAUGAUUGUAGUCGUUGAACAAGGUUUUGUAUUAAACAACUAAUUAUUUUCUUGAACAUGAAAUUUUAUUAAGCAAAUAAUUCAAAGAUUAUACAUUGUAACCCUUUUUUUAAUACCCCAAAAGAAUCUAAAUAUGUGAAACCAUUGCUAUCGCUUAUACUAAAAUCACAUAAAGGACACAUUAAAUUAUUUGAUGCAUUCAUCUUUAUCAUCUAAUACUCAUUGCCGUAUGCAUGGAAGAUCAUUAAAUUGCAGAACAGCCGAAGGAAUAACUGUUAUACACGGCGCAGAUGUUGUCCUGUUUGAAGGGAUCCUAGUCUUUUACUUCCCGGAGAUACGGGAUCUGUUCAACAUGAGGUUGUUUGUUGACACAGAUCCGGACACGCGACUGUCACGACGAGGUAGGACUUGUCCAUACUAUCUUUUAAAUGUUAACUUUGAGUUUCUGCCCAGAACAUUAUUACCAGUGACAUAAUACAUUAUUGUUAGUGACAUUAUACAUUAAACUAGUCACAUAAUACAUUACUAGUGACAAUACAUUAUUAGUAAUGAAACAAUACAUUAUUAUUAGUUGCCAAAUACAUUAUUACUAGUGACAUAAUACAUUAUCACUAGUGACAUGAUACAUUAUUACUAGGGACAUAAUACAUUAUUACUGGAGGUUCACCACUUUUCAUAGAUCCAUCUUAAGGCAUUGCAUGAGAGUUAAAGCUUUGAAACUAGAAUUACAAAUAGCUGUACCAUAUUAUAAAAGUACAUUGCACAUAGAAAUUUUAGAGUAGAAAUUUUAUAUGAAUUUUUAUUUUUUUCUUAUCUUUGGCUCUAAAUGUUUUCGUUGAUUUACUGUAAUUGAAUCCACUGUUCAGUAUCGUCUUUCAAGAGUUGAGUUUUUAAAACGAACAGAAAUAAUUUAAUGACAUUGACAACUCUAUAUUAUUACAUUUUUUCUUCACUAGUAUUACGUGACAUAGAGGAAAGGGGUAGAGAACUCGACCAGAUUCUAAAUCAGUACAUGACCCUGGUUAAACCAGCAUUUGAGGAGUUUUGUUUACCUGUAAGUCUCUGUUAUGAAACGGUUCUUACCAAGUUCUUUAGCUUUGCUUUGUCUAGGGGUUAUUAUAUUAAUUACACAAACCAUUGAUUAUUAGAAUAAAGUACUGUAUAUUUAUUAACUCAACUAAACUACAUUGUCAACUGCCAUUACUCCAUCACCACAAACUCUACAACAACAAUACGUCAUUUCCCGUAAUGCACAAUACGUGACAAAGUACCAAACAUUUAAUAUUAACAUCUACCCAAAUACUCUCCAAAAACACGCAAUCACAAUAUACAUUCAAGUUCUUAACAGUCUUGAUAAUGUCAACCAAUGACCAGAUUUUUUACCGUGUCUCUAUUUUAAACUUUUAAACAUGUUAGAGUUAAAUGAGAACUGAAGUAAAGGAAUAAUAUAUUUGAGAUUUACUGGAGAGUUUUAAGCCUUCAUUCAUUUUUUUUUUUAUAGAUAAAAGAUAAUUAGAUCUUAAUUGUUUACAGCCAUUAUUAGUUUUCUAACAAACUUAUAAAUCGAACUGUAAAUGAUACGUUUUUAGCUCAUUUUGUCUUCAUGAGUUGAAAAGAGAGUGACAUUGGCAGGGUUUAGAUCAGCAGUUAUCAACUUAUGGUCCAUAUGCCAGGGGUCGAUAGAGAACUUCAAAAGUUUUUUAAAUUUUUGUAUUGUAACAUUUUUACCUUAUUAGUAAUAUUGUACCAUCGUUCCUUUUUAAAAUUUAUAAAUUAUUUCCUGGGAUCGGGCUCUUUUCCUAAAAUCACCUUACUGUGGCUAUACUACAGCUGCAUCAACAAAAUUAUUAUUCAUUCGAUAGAUGUCAGCCAUGAAUGAUAAGUAAAAAUAAAGCUACAAAUUAUAAAAGAUGGAUGUGUCAAAUGUUAUCAGGGGGGUCAGGGCACUAAACAGGUUGAGAACCACUGGCUCAGAACUGCAACUGAUAAAUUUUUAAUCUCAGCACAAACAAAUUGAUCUUAGUACCUUUGGAUCUAAGAUAAAAAAAUUUGUUGAAAUAAUCAAUUCACAGACCAAGAAAUAUGCAGAUGUCAUUAUACCCAGAGGUGCAGAUAAUGUUGGUAUGUUGAUUCAAUGAUACAUGCAACUAAGUGGUGCACAUAAUAUAUGCUUCUCUGUCAUGUUAGAGGGCAGAUCAUUUGGGCUCAUGGACUUUUUGGCUUAAGAUUUUAAAAUUAUGGACAUUUUAAUUCUAAUAAAGGCUUUGUCGAUGAUUUUUAGUAUAAUUUUUUUCUUUUUCUACACUUUAUUUAAAGCAAUUUUUUUAAAAAAUCUGUUAAAGCUUUGAUUAUGGUAAAUCAAAUAUUUUUUUAUAUUGGCAAUUUUUAUAGAAGUCUUAAUCUUCAAAAUUAUGUUUUUUUUCCUUGGACAGUUGCUAUAGAUUUAAUAGUCCAACACAUCCAGGAGCUGAUGCGGCCCAACAGGACAAGCAGAAGGCAGAGGAACAACUCUGACUCCUUUGUUGGUCGGCCUCACUGAGAUUUCUUUGCGAUGCGUCAGUACUGUACAUAUCGGCUGAAAACAUUAGUCUUUGUGCCAUAAACAGAGUUCGACUUAUGGUAUCUCUUAAUGUGCUGUAAGUAGAGUUAUAGGCAUUGCUGCAGUUGAUCAGCUGUUGCUGUAAAUGAUCCGAAGACAUUUUAGUUGUUUUUUUUUUAAGGACUGGAAGUUGUAGGCAUGAUCUUUUCUAGUCUUUUUUUAUUUCAAUAAUUUCACUAAUUUUUUUAAAUUGUAUUCAGAAUCAAAUUAAUGCAUUUUAUUCUGACUUGAGCCAAAUAGAUUUGUCUAUGCAGCCCUAAUUGCUAAAAAAUGUGUUGACAUGCCUACUCAUGAUAGUUGAGAUGAUGGAUUAGAUGAUACUUAAGUUGCAAUCUUUAAACUAAUAAAUGACAUUUAAAGUGUGUAGGUGUUUGUUAUUUAGUAUGGGAAUUUUUUUUAUUUCCCAUCCAGGUGAUUGUAAAUCUGUAGCAAAAUGCUACUUUUACCUAUUUAUUCACUUAAAAAAAGACUAACAUAAUAUUACAUCCAAUGCUGAGAUAAGCUUCAAAUAUUGAAGUGCUGCCACUGUCUCUCUCUUCUGUUCACAAAUAAUUUUGAGCUGUGUAAUUGAAUUCCAUAGUCAGAUAAUGUGAUUUUUUUUUUCUUUUUACCACACUUGGCAUCAUUGACUUGGUAUCAAUUGAUAAUGGCCGCAUUUUGUCUAUUGAUGAGAAAGACAAAAUGUAAUUGAAUGAGAUGUAUCAAAUAUUUGUUUCUUUCUUAAUUCUGUAGUAAGAUAACAGUUCAAUUAAAACAGCUUGUUCUUCUGAUUACACUUUGCAAUCUAUUGGAUCUACAUAAAAUGCAACAUUGCAUGUAUUAAAUAUGUUAGAAAUUGAUUUUGUUUUCAUAUAUUUUUAAAGGAAUAUUAUGGUUUGUAUUAAUGUGAAAAAUGAUGAUUACAAUUACGUUCACAUACUUUGACUUUGAGCCAGCUCAUCCGCCCAAUCAAAGGCUGUGAACAGGAUGCAGUGAACCUCAAGCAUUGAAACAAAUGCCCAUUUUUAAAGUGUUCUACAAUGUACGGAUGCUCUCAGUGGUUCAGGAGGGGGGUCUUCACGUGCAGUUUUUUCAAUUCUUUCACCGUUUUGUUCAUGACAAGUCCCUAUCAACACUUGUGUUUGAUUUGAGGACACAUUUUAAAUCAUCAGUUGUACCGUACACCCCACCUUUCACAAUUGUGGGUCCUAACUACAACUUAAUCUAAAUAUAGCCAUCAGCGUCAGUGUUUCAAAGUUUUAAAUUCACCUUGCUUUGGUAAUAGUAAAUUCUACUGUCAUUAUUUGGAUCUUGUAGAAACUUCAUCCUUGAAAAUGGCAGAAUGAGACUUGUUGGAAAAAUCAAAUAUUGCCCAGUGCACUUCAAAGUGCAAGAGGGUCAAACAAUCUCUUUCCUUGAUAUUUAAUCCAACAUAACAUAUCAUAAUAAGGCUGUGGAGAUUUAACAAUGAUAAGGUCAUACAAGAGGGGCAUUUUAUUUUUCAUUGUUGACUGAUAAAAGUAAAAGCCAUCGCAAAUUAUUUUAACUACUGACAUUUUACAGCUCUAAUUCUGGCCCUGAAAUGACUCCACUGCUAUAAUCAGCACCCUGGGGGGUAUCAAAUAUGUGUGUGGUAAUAUCAGCACCCUGGGUGAUACCAAAUAUGUGUGUGGUAAUAUCAGCUUCCCUGGGUGAUACCAAAUAUGUGUGUAGUAAUAUCAGCACCCUGGGUGAUGUCAAAUAUUUGUGUGGUAAUAUUAGAUUUAAUACUUUCAUUUUUUCUAAAAACAUUUUAUUAUGAUGUUAUAUUAGUUUUAAUAUAUUUUAGAGCAAUGAUUACAAAUAAUACAAAGAAAAUUUUUGAAGAUAAGAAAUACCUGGUACAAAUAUAAAAGUAACCAAAAUAGUACAACUCAUGAAAGAAAAAUUAAUUGAAAGAAAAUUUAAGUUCUGUUCAAAAUAUCAUCUUAUAUUAUACAGGCACAUGUUCCAAAUAUCAUGGUGUACAGGCACAUGUUCCAAAUAUCAUCUUAUGCAGGCACAUGUUCCAAAUAUCAUGGUGUACAGGUACAUGUUCAAAAUAUCAUGGUGUACAGGCACAUGUUCCAAAUAUCAUCUUAUACAGGCACAUGUUCCAAAUAUCAUGGUAUACAGGCACAUGUUCAAAAUAUCAUGGUAUACAGGCACAUGUUCAAAAUAUCAUGGUGUACAGGUAUAUUUUCAAAUUAUUGUGAUGGCUUUCUAUUUGGGACAUUUCUUGAAAGUAAAAUAUUGAAAGAUUACUGCAAAUAGUGGAAGGCUCUGGAGUAUUUAAAAAAAUCCUUUAUAUAACUUGAUUUUUUUUAAAUGUAAUUUUUUUUUAUAUGGCAGAUAAAAAUAAAGAAAAGUGUCACAAAAUAUUUUUCGUCCUGCAUUUCAAAAAUUAAAAUCAAUUUUUUUUACACAUUUUUUGUUGCAAUAAUAUUGCUCUUACUAAGCGACAUUUAAGGUUUGUCAUUUCAUACCUAAUUUUAUACUCCACAGCAAUGGCUUGAAAUCAUUUUUAAUCAUGUUUCUUGUGUGAAGUUCAUUUGCUCUCUGCAUCACAUUGUUUGCAUGCUGAGUGACAAACCUUUCUCUGCCCUCAUCAUAAGCAUUAAAGAAACCCCCAAACUUAAUUGUUAUGUUAAUUGUAUGUCCAUUGAUCUGAUUAGAUGUUUAUGUAUUUAGAUAUGUGCACAAUAAAUAAAUCUUGGUCCGUAUUACGCUGUAGGUUGUGAGGUUACUUUUACAGCCAAAUUAAAAGAUUUGAAUAGAAAGGGUUAAUCUUUGAACUAAGAGUCCUAGUCAUAGACAUUACUCUAACCGUAAGUCAAACAUGGGCAAUAUCAAAAGUGGAUUUUUGGUGGCAUUAAGCAGCUAGAAAUUAGUUGUUUUUUUCUACUAGUAAGCUCAUUAGUCAUAGAAAUAAUUUAGCCGAGUAACAAUCAAGAUAACUUGAUUAAAAAGCAAGGUAAUUUCAUAACAUGAACAACUUUAAUGAACACAAUUUUUAAAGGAAUCAUUUAGCAAUAUAGUUACACUUUCAGCUACCGGUACCAUGAAUGAAAGUAUGUGAAAUUACGAGGUGCAGGUAACAACUGACGUACUUUGAAAGCAGAGGUGCUUCUACGGCCAGGGUGAAGGGUACUGAUGUUAUUGUCAUUUAACAAAAUAUUUGAUUGAUAUAGGGUCUUGUAAAAGUCAAAUUAUAUCUCAAAAGUAAAAAAAUACAGAUGUAAGUGGAAUGCAAAACUUCUUGUGACAUCAACUAUCAAAGAAAUGCCGAUCAUGCCUGUUAAUAUCAUUCUUUGGUGGAGACGGCUUGAAAUGGACCCAUAGCAAUUAAUCAUUAAUUUUUUUGUUCUUAUUUGUUCAUCCACUAUUUACAAUCUGGC